AUGUCCAGGAAACGUCCAGCAGCAGAAAUGGGAGGAAGUCCGAGCAGCAUGAGAGUUGGUUUUGUGGGUUUGGGUGCCAUGGGCUACCACAUGGCUGGGCACAUGGCCAAGUCCCACAGCCAGUGUUUGGUUUGGAAUCGCACGAAGACCAAGGCCCUGCAGCAUUCCCAGGAGUUUGGCUCCAGUGUGGCGGACAAGCUGCAAGACUUGGCAUCCAGUCAGGUGUUGAUAUUUUGCUUGCCAACCUCCGAAGAGGAUGAAACGAUUGUUGAGCAGGUGGCUCCUCAUUUGGCCAAAGAUGCUUGCGUGGUCUCUUGCACCUCAGGUGCCCCUGCUGUCACCAAGCGACUAUCCCACUCCUUGAAGGAGAGGUUUGGCGUCCACUUUUUGGAUUGCCCCGUAAGUGGCGGACCUCGUGGUGCUGCAGCAGGAAGCUUGACUUGCAUGCUGGGCAGUGACAGUGAAGAAGCCACAAAGAUGGUAUUGCCAGUGCUGAAAACCUUUGCUCAGAAGGUGGUCCAUUGUGGUCCUAGUGGUGCUGGCCAUGCUGUAAAAGCCGUCAACAAUGCUCUCAAUGUUACUCACCUCAUGCUGGGUGCAGAAGGACUCUUGGCUCUCCAGAAACUUGGUGUGGAUCCAUCUGUGGCUUUGGACGCGAUAAAUGGCUCCAGUGGUCGCAGCCUUCAAACAGAGCAACGACUGCCACAGGAAGUUUUGACUCGGCGUUUUGGUUAUGGCUUCAAGCUGCCCUUGAUGGCCAAAGACUGCCGCAUUGCUGCAGAUGUUCUCAAGGAAAUGCCAUCGGCACAGUUGCUCCCAAGAUCCGCUCAGCUAGUGCAAGACUUUGCCAAAGAACAUGGCCCUGAUGCAGAUUACACCUAUGUUGUGAAAUCCAUUGAGAAAGCUGCGGGUAAAGAGAUCAGCGCUGUAAAAGGCAACGAAAAGUGA
Molecule: messenger RNA, 948 nt
Organism: Cladocopium goreaui
Lineage: Eukaryota; Dinophyceae; Suessiales; Symbiodiniaceae
Source: the annotation of a GenBank genome assembly